AUGACCAGAAAACUUUUUAUGAUCCUUCUUUUGUUUGUAACUCUGGGAGAAGCAAGGAAGUCAUCUCUUGGUUUUCUAUGGAUAGAAAAGACUGAAAUACUAUUUUUUGAAAAGACUGAAGAAACCGUCAUUAUAAAGUCAAGUUACAAAGAUAAAGGGCCUAACUCCAGCUACCUCUUUGUCCAAUUAGAAGAUCCUAAGAUACUGCACGUGGUGAAUGUGACCAAGACCUCAUUGGAUAUUACAAACUUUACCAUAAACUUAAUGACAGAUCAAGAAGGAGAGACAAAUUUGACCAUUCAACUCUGGGAUUCUGAAGGUAGGCAAGAAAGACUCAUUGAAGAAAUAAAGGAUGUCAAAGUCAAAGUGCGCAAGCAUACAAAAGGUAGACUUUUGCAGGCAUCUAUGCAAGUUGAUAGAAAUAUCCUCCUGCUUAUUUUACCAAUGAUACUGCUAAAUAAGUGUGCUUUUGGUUGCAAGAUUGAAUUCCAUGUGCUUCAAACAGUAUGGAAGAGACCUUUGCCAGUAAUUCUUGGGGUAGUUACACAGUUUUUUCUUAUGCCAUUUUGUGGUUUUCUUUUGUCUCAGAUUUUGGCCUUGCCUGAAGCACAAGCUUUUGGGUUUGUGAUGACCUGCACAUGCCCAGGUGGGGGUGGGGGUUAUCUCUUUGCUUUACUUCUUGAAGGAGAUGUCACUUUGGCCAUUUUGAUGACUUGCACGUCAACAUUAUUCGCCCUGAUAAUGAUGCCUGUCAAUUCUUAUUUAUAUAGUAGAAUAUUAGGUUUAUCAGGCAUAUUUCAUGCUCCUACUUUUAAAAUUGUAUCAACGCUCCUUUUCAUACUUAUCCCAAUAUCAGUUGGAAUAGUCAUCAAGCAUAGGAUACCAGAAAAAGCCAAUCUCUUAGAGAGAAUAAUCCGACCCCUGAGUUUCAUCUUAAUGUUUGCAGGGAUUUAUUUGACAUUCAGAAUGGGAUCAGUGUUUCUAAGAAUUGCUAGCCUGGAAGUGCUUCUUUUGGGUCUCUUAGUUCCUGCUUUGGGCUUGUCAUUUGGGUAUGGCUUUGCUAAAGUUUGUCUGCUGCCUUUUCCUGUCUGUAAGACAGUUGCUAUUGAAAGUGGGAUGUUAAAUAGUUUCUUAGCCCUUGCCAUUAUUCAGCUCUCUUUUUCACAGUCCAAGGCAGACUUAGCUUCCGUGGCUCCUUUUACAGUUGCUAUGUGUUCUGGAUGUGAAAUGUUGCUGAUCCUUCUGGUUUACAAGGCUAAGAAAAGAGCUAUCCAUAUCACAGGAGAUAAAAGAGUUCCCCUAGUCUAA
Molecule: messenger RNA, 1308 nt
Organism: Castor canadensis (American beaver)
Lineage: Eukaryota; Metazoa; Chordata; Mammalia; Rodentia; Castoridae
Source: RefSeq, a predicted model, not a curated record